Molecule: messenger RNA, 714 nt
Organism: Drosophila elegans
Lineage: Eukaryota; Metazoa; Arthropoda; Insecta; Diptera; Drosophilidae
Gene: mRpL40
Product: 39S ribosomal protein L40, mitochondrial
Exons: 3
Coding region: 69-659 (196 amino acids)
Cellular component (GO): mitochondrial large ribosomal subunit; mitochondrial ribosome
Source: RefSeq, a predicted model, not a curated record
GUUAAGCAGCAACAAAAACAGCUGUUCGUACAUUACGCAAAGGUUUUUUCCAUUUUUGUUUAUUAAAAAUGUCGCUGUUGGCCGCCUUUGCUAGACUGGGAUUACAGAGGAGUGGCGGAGUGACCGGCGCCGUCACUGCACGGUGUCUCCAUAUAUCGCCAGUUCUCUGCGCGGAACCCCUCAAGAAAAAGAAGAAACUGGAUCCGCAGAUUGUCAAGCAGCGGGAGGAUCGCAAAAAAAAGAAGAUCGAGAAGCAGAUCCGUCGGCUGGAGAAGAAUGCACGCCAGCUGAAACCAGUUGAGGAACUGGAGGUCCCACUGGAGCUCAUCGAUGAUAAAGAUAAACGCCAGAGAAAGUUAACCCCACUGGGCAGCGCAGAGCUGGAGGAACGUGCCCUCCUCAAAAAACAGUGGGCGCACUAUAAGCACGACGAGCGAGUAGCCGACUUCCAGAUUAUCGACCGGCUGGUCCAGGCACAGAACAAGGCUCUGGCGGAGCUCCGGCGCGAGUCCGAGGAGCUCUACCAGGCGGCCAUCGAAGUGGACCUCCAGUUGCUUCCUGUCGCCGUCAAAGGACCCGUGGCCACGCCCCCCAUUAAGAACUAUGCCAGUCCCGAUGGCGACUACCUGCAUCAGUCCAUGAAAUGGGAGGUCAAGUAGGGUGUACAUGUGCCUGAAGUCAGAGAUUUGAAAUAAAGAAAACGCCUAUCGCCAA